ACCCGGCGCUGCCCACCCCGCGCAUCCCGGGCGGGGCGCGGGCCGCAGAUAGCCCGCCUCCCUUCCACCCUGUCGCCGCCCGCCCGCCCGCGGCGGCCAUGGGGGCGCGGCUGGGGCGGCGGGCAAGGGCAGCGGGCGGCUCAGAUGCCCCUGCGGCGACAGGGGCCGGGCCCGCGCCCUACGAGCGCCGGGUGCGCUGGCUGCGAGAGAUCCAGUCCACUCUCCGCGAGCGGCGGCCGGAGCGCGCCCGGCAGCUGCUGCGCCUCCUGCGCCAGGACCUGGGCCUUGAAGGGAACCUCCUCACUGACAUCCUCUACAGGAAUGUGGCUUUGCUUAACCUGGUGGACCCCAUCUCCCAUGACUUGCUGGUGAACCUGGCCCGGGACCUGCAGUGCCCCAAGAAGGACCACGAGCCCUGGAAGUCGUCUGAUAAGAUCUGCCGGCAGCUCAUCUACCACCUCACCCCUCACUCCAAGCGGAAGCUCCACAGGAAAACCCAGAACAGCCUCAAGAGCAGCCUCCAGAAGACCCUGCUGGUGGGGGAGACGGUGGACCUUUCCGGCAUCCCGCUAUCCGCCCGAGACGUGCAGCACAUAACACGCUACCUGGGCAGCCAUGGUGUGGAGCUGGUGAUUUUGGAUCUGAGCUUCACCGAGCUGAGUGAUGAGCUGCUGCACCGCUUGCUGCCCAGCCUUUGGGCUCUGCCCCGCCUCACCCAACUGCUGCUCAAUGGCAAUCGGCUGACCCGAGCUGCUGCCCGUGAACUCACUGAGGCUAUCAAGGACACCACCAAAUUCCCCGUGUUGGCCUGGAUAGAUCUGGGAAACAACGUGGACGUGUCCUCACUUCCCCAGCCACUGCUGGUCGGGCUACGACGUCGACUGAGUCAGCACACCUCGCUCCCUACCAUCUAUGAGGGUCUGGACCUUGAGCCUGGGGGAGGCAUGGCUGAGACCGCAGUCUCCACCUGGGGCUCUGCAGCCCCUGAGCCAGGACCAGAGCCUCAGGGUUGCUGUGCUAGGUGACUAACUGCUGGUCUGGUUGACUAACUGAGGUCUUUUAAGAACGAGGUUUGGGGGCCCUCGAUGUCCCACAGAGAGACAGUGAAAAUGCUCAGCUUGGGGUGAAGGGAUGGUACCCCUCACCUCAGGCUUUAUAUACCACAGACUUCAGGCUUGCUGAGCUCCAGGCUUGCUGCAGAGGUAGGAAAACCCCACCUGCCCAGAGUGGGUGGACCACAGCCAUGCUGGUGUCCCCUUAGCGCUCACUGGCAGGACUCCAUGGAAACCAAGGUGCAAGGGUCAUGGGUUCAGUGGUGUGGGCUCAGGAGUCAGAGGAGACAUGACGUCUGGGCAGCAUUUGAGUUCUAUCUAUUUGGGGGCUUCAGGGGAGCAGGUUGGGAGUUACAGACAGGCAGAGGUCUGCAUGGAGCCCCACAGCAAGUGCAGUCAGUGCCCUUCAGUGUACAUUGGGCUGGGGACAAGGCUUCACACACCAAAGGCAGGGAAGGCCACAGUGGUUCUGAGGGGGUUGACACUGUGUUGGUCUUCCACAGGGCACAGCACUGCUCCCUCUCCCCAGCUGCAGUCCCUAGACGUCCUGGACAGGAUGAGGAGAUCUGGCUGGCUAGAGAUGAAGAGCUAUAGUGUUUUCUCUAGGUCUGGGGUCACAUACGGCAUGCAAGGGGUGAAGGCGGACCUAGCGAGCAUCCAGAGUUACUGACUUAAGGGUGUCUCUAUAGGGAGUUACUGUCUUCCUAUCCCAAAUCCCUCAAGGUGGAUUCCCAACUAGAAGCCUAAUGUCUGGUCACCCUCACUGCCCCAUUUAGGAGACUAGAGUUUUUAGUUCAACCAGGAGAUAGGCAGAGCAUGUGGAGAAGGGACUCAGAGAAGUCCAGGGUGGGGAAGCCAGUGGCCUGAGGCCUCUGUGUAGAGUCAAGACUUUAGGCCUGGUGGCAGUAGAGAGACCCAGUAACAGAGGACAGCCUCAGGGACAAGGUAAAGGCUGGGGUUGGGGGGCUUGCCCUGGACCCGUGUGCCCAGAGCCCACCAGUUCUGCCCCCGGCCCCCACCUCCCUGUCUGUCUCCAAGUGGACUAUGUAUGGACAGUACAUUUAGCAUCCCACCAAAAAAACAUCAGUUCCAGCACAUCCCCAGACCAGUGGCCAAGAAGGGAGAGGGCUGGAUUACAUCAGCUCCCAGGCCUGGGAGAGAGGUCAGGUGAGGAAAAGGAUUUCACCUCAUGCCCCACUGCUUCAGACAGCUGCUUCUCAGGGGCCAGUGAGAAGCCAGCAGGGCCUCAGGCUCUGCUCUGCCCUUGCCCGGGGACCUGGCCAGGUCCUCUUCUUCUUUGGGCCUGGGACCCAACUUCCCCCUCUCUGUUAAACAGAACUUGCUAUCCUGGAUUCUGGCGCUCAGUGCUUCAUCUGGAGGUACUAACCACCCCGCCUCCCCACCCCACCGCCCUCCUCCUGCCCCCGCUUGUUUUAAAGACAUGGCUUGGAGUUAUAGAACUUCCACUGUGCCUUACCCACUCAGGACAAGGAUUUGGGCUUUCUGGAGUGGAGUAUGGGCCAGCAGAGGAGGGAGGGCGGGCCAGCUUUGGGCCCAGCAGACUGAUAACCCCAUCACAUGCUCAGGCGGCCGAGCUCUCCCUGUAACUUUUUGCUGUAGGCUCCUCUGCCCUUCUUACUCUCUGCCCACAGCCGGCCUGAAGCCAGCCCACCUACCGUUAGAUAUGCCCAUGCAGCGACAUUCCUCCUAGGAUGAUGUGUGAGGACUGGAGCCAGGUGUCCCAGGCAGCUUCCAGGCAAAUCCAGGUGGCAGCAGCUGGUCUCAAUUUCUCCACCUUUUGCAGGCAUGUGAUGCAAUAGCCGAGCCAGCUUCUGCAACGGCGGCGUAGGGGAUGGGGGCAAAGUUGAUCUUGCUGCUACGCAAGUGGUCCCCACCCUUCACAGAACUCUCCUGACUACCAGCAGGGAGAUUCCGUGGGCAGGGAGGAGAUUUCCAGAAGGCAGGGCUGGGUCUCUGCGCUACUGUAACAGAAUACCACAUCCUGGUAAUUUAUAAACAACAGAAGUUUACUCAGCUCGUGGUUCUGGAGGCUGGGAAGUCCGUGAGAGCUUUCUUGCUCUGUCACACUCCUAGAGAGCACCAGAAUGGCUCCACUGUGGCAGUCUGGACUUUCAUCAUGAGGGCAGAGUCCUGCUGACCUGAUCCCUCUUUAAAAAAAAAAAAAAAAAGAUUUAUUUAUUAUG
Messenger RNA from Onychomys torridus (southern grasshopper mouse), 3256 nucleotides. RefSeq names its product leucine rich repeat containing 75B (gene Lrrc75b). The transcript has 4 exons. NCBI's taxonomy places the organism in Eukaryota, Metazoa, Chordata, Mammalia, Rodentia, Cricetidae. The record is from RefSeq and is a predicted model, not a curated record. Bases 99 to 1025 code for a protein of 308 amino acids.